This is a messenger RNA of Drosophila virilis, 561 nucleotides long. The record is from RefSeq and is a predicted model, not a curated record. NCBI's taxonomy places the organism in Eukaryota, Metazoa, Arthropoda, Insecta, Diptera, Drosophilidae.
AUGAAAACGCCAACAGCACUUUGGGCCAUUGCCCUGAUCGGUCUAAGUUCAUUGCUGACAACAGUUGCUGCGGGUCGUCUGACGUUGCGCCCGCUGUCGCCGCAAGAGCUGCGUCGCGCCUUGACUGAGGCGGGCCUCCCAGACGCUGAGCUGGCGCCCAUGGGCCGUGCCACGCCCUCAGCUUUUGCCGGUCUCGGUGGCUAUGCCUUGGGCCUGGCCAACGGCCUGGGCGGCGCCUUGAUUUUCGAUCUGCUGACCUCCAACGAGACAGCGGCCUAUGUGACCAAUCUAAUCAACUCCCUAAACACCACAACAACAAAUACUGGCAGCGGCAACGGGGGAACCACGCAGGAAGAUGACGAUGCUGAUGACUUCAGCUCGGCGGCGGAGCGCCAGGUGGACGACUAUAUCAGCUCCGAUUAUGCGGACGCGGGCGGCAACGGACUCACGUGCAUCGUGGUGAACAGAGGUCGAGCCGUUCUGCGACAUCGACGCAGCGCAGGCUACGCGGAAAAUGGCAGGACGUCGGUAAAAAGGUCCUCGUCUACUUUGCCCGAAUAA